Molecule: messenger RNA, 1468 nt
Organism: Hymenoscyphus albidus
Lineage: Eukaryota; Fungi; Ascomycota; Leotiomycetes; Helotiales; Helotiaceae
Source: the annotation of a GenBank genome assembly
CUGCUUACCCUCGGGGCAAGACCAAAAAAAAUUAAAAAGUCUUACAACAGACAAAACGCUCUUACCGAUGCCUACCUUGGCAGCAAUGACGAAGAAGCCCUCGAGAUUGAGAAUAAGCUGAAGAAUGGCGGCAAAUUAAAGUUUGCUGUUCGAGGGAGUUUCGCUAUGAACCUGUGUCUGUUUAUUAUCCAGGGCAUAUGCAGCGAUUUCGACAAAAUCGUUGGCAUUAUUUGGGACGGCUGCCGAUGCGUUUGUGAGUUUUUUCUUUCUCAUUUCGAAUCGCCGACGCUUUUCCGGCCUAGGAACCUUUAGAAGGGAGAGCUUGCUUACUGACUGCCGCAACUUCAGAUGGAUCUUGUGUCAUCAACAGUCAUGCUCAUCACCAGUCGCUUAGCCGCGAAACCAAAUGUUGCGAAUUUUCCAGUUGUAAGUGUGCAGUCUAGCUAAAAUCUAAUAUCCAAUCAUGCGCGAGAAAAUAUAAACUAAUGAUACAUACAGGGUAGGAAGCGUGUCGAGACUGUGGGAAUUAUCCUUUUCUGCGCACUAAUGACGACCGUCUCUGUGGAAAUCAUUGUAUGUUGGCUACUGGAAAUGUAAUGAAUGUUCUCGCUAACAAAAUCCAGAUUGAGCCGUCAAGAGCCUUGGGAAAUGGUCCCAGUGAUUCGGAGACCCUCAAAGUCAUUCCUCUCAUCUUUGUUGGCAUCGCAAGUGAGCAUCAUCCAAUAAAUAGCCCCUGAUCCUGAUCCUACACCAUGAAAAAAAAUGGUUCCUCCGCCUAAUCAUUGUCUAACAACCACCCUAGUCUUCUCCAAAGGCUGUAUCUUUGUAUAUUGUUUCUUACUCCGACGCUACCCAGCUGCGCAUAUCUUCAUGCUUGACCACAGAAACGAUAUUGCAGUAAACGGCUUUGGACUUGUGAUGUCAAUCGUAGGAACUCGUUACAACAAAGUGUGAUUCUUGGAUCCCACGGCUGCUAUCUGUAUCGCAUGCUUGAUCCUUUUGAGUUGGGCUAGCACAGAUUUUGAGCACAUGUGGUUUCUGGUCGGGAAGAGUGCGCCUCAGGAUUUCCUCAACAAGCUGGUCUAUAUGUCGAUUACUCAUGAUACUAGAGUAUUGAAGAUCGAUACUGUAGGUUUCCAUUAAUGUGAUUAGAUGGGCGAUGGACAAGGUUAACUUUGCGGCAAAUAGGCGAUGGCCUACCACUCUGGGGAUAAAUACUAUGUGGAGGUCGAUAUCAUCAUGGCUCGAGAUGAAAAACUGGAAGUUACACAUGAUGUGGCUGAGGGACUGCAAAGGAAACUCGAAGGUAUGCCCUAAAUAAUCAUCUAGCAACAUCGAAAGAGUCUGACGAUAGACAGGUCUUGCGGAUGUUGAACGAGCAUUUGUUCAUGUUGAUUAUGACGGUGCUCAUAACAUCGGCGAAGAGCACAGCCUAUUUAUGAUACAGCAGAAGCGAAGGAGCCGUUGA